GGGCAUGCUCAGUCGCCGGCCGCGCCGGGCUGCAGCGAGGCUUCCUCGGGCGCCGGGCUCGGGUCUGCGGCCGCCUCGGCUCGGCUUCUCCCGGUGCGGGCUGGGCACAGCCGCCCCCUGAGCAGAGCGACGCGCGCCCCGCCGGCCCCCGCCGCGGACCCCGGGACAGCUGCUUCGCUCCGGAGCCCGGGAGCGCCCCGACCUCGCGCCAAGUUCCGAGUCGCCUUUUGGGGGAGACAUGCAGAGGAUGACCAGGAACGUUCUGCUAGACAUGGAGGAGGAGGAGGACGAAGACGAUGGGGAUAUCGGUGAUGUUCCUGCCUCCAGGAGGCCUUUUCUGGUUCCUCACAGUCACCUUGUGUCCGGUCUGGUGUUGGAAAACCUUGGACAGACCAUUAUCCCCAAUUGUGGAUCCCUGGAAAGUCAGCAUGAUUUUCAAAUCCCGGAGUUUGAAGAAUUCAAUGGACUAUCUGACUCCCUGUAUUUUAAUGAUGGCCAACGAAGAAUCGACUUUGUUUUGGUUUAUGAAGAUGAAAGUAAAAAGGAGACCAAUAAAAAGGGCACGAAUGAAAAACAAAGGAGGAAAAGACAAGCAUAUGAAUCUAACCUUAUCUGUCAUGGCCUGCAGCUGGAAGCAACAAGAUCGGUGUUGGAUGACAAGCUCGUGUUUGUAAAAGUGCAUGCACCGUGGGAGGUGUUAUGUACAUAUGCUGAGAUAAUGCACAUCAAAUUGCCUCUGAAACCCAAUGACCUGAAAACCCGCUCCUCAGCCUUUGGGAAACUCAACUGGUUUACCAAAGUCCUCAGUGUGGAUGAAAGUAUCAUCAAGCCAGAACAAGAGUUUUUCACGGCCCCAUUUGAGAAGAACCGGUUGAAUGAUUUUUACAUUAUUGAUAGAGAUUCCUUCUUCACUCCUGCCACCAGAAGCCGCAUCGUUUACUUCAUCCUCUCACGGGUCAAGUAUCACGUGAUGAACAAUGUUACCAAGUUUGGGAUUAACAGACUGGUCAACUCUGGGAUCUACAAGGCAGCUUUCCCUCUCCACGAUUGCAAAUUCCGCCAUCGAUCAGAAGAUCCCAGCUGCCCCAAUGAACGGCACCUUCUGUACAGGGAAUGGGCUCAUCCUCGGAGCAUAUACAAAAAGCAGCCCUUGGAUCUCAUCAGAAAAUAUUACGGGGAAAAGAUCGGGAUCUACUUCGCGUGGCUGGGCUAUUACACACAGAUGCUCCUGCUGGCAGCCAUCGUGGGCGUGGCCUGCUUUCUCUACGGAUAUCUGAAUCAGGACAACUGUACCUGGAGCAAAGAAGUUUGUAAUCCUGAUAUUGGUGGCCAGAUUAUAAUGUGUCCUCAGUGUGAUCGACUGUGUCCAUUCUGGAAACUCAAUAUUACUUGCGAGUCCUCAAAGAAAUUGUGCAUCUUUGACAGUUUUGGAACCCUGAUCUUCGCAGUGUUUAUGGGAGUAUGGGUUACCUUGUUUUUGGAGUUUUGGAAACGGCGCCAGGCAGAACUUGAGUAUGAAUGGGACACUGUUGAGUUACAGCAGGAAGAACAAGCCCGGCCGGAAUAUGAAGCACGGUGUACUCACGUGGUGAUAAAUGAGAUUACGCAGGAAGAAGAGCGCAUUCCCUUUACCACCUGUGGAAAAUGUAUACGGAUAACCCUCUGUGCAAGUGCUGUCUUUUUCUGGAUCCUUCUGAUCAUUGCUUCAGUUAUCGGGAUCAUUGUCUACAGGCUCUCGGUGUUCAUCGUGUUUUCUGCAAAACUUCCCAAGAACCUUAAUGGAACAGACCCAAUCCAGAAAUAUCUGACUCCACAGACAGCCACGUCCAUCACUGCUUCCAUCAUCAGCUUUAUUAUCAUCAUGAUUCUGAACACCAUCUAUGAAAAAGUGGCAAUUAUGAUCACUAAUUUUGAACUUCCAAGGACCCAGACUGAUUAUGAGAACAGCUUAACCAUGAAGAUGUUCCUAUUCCAGUUUGUCAACUACUACUCUUCGUGUUUCUACAUCGCAUUCUUCAAGGGCAAGUUUGUAGGCUAUCCAGGAGACCCAGUUUACUGGUUGGGAAAAUACAGAAAUGAAGAGUGUGACCCAGGUGGCUGUCUUCUUGAACUGACGACGCAGCUGAUAAUCAUCAUGGGAGGAAAAGCCAUCUGGAAUAACAUCCAAGAAGUUUUACUGCCCUGGAUCAUGAAUCUAAUUGGGCGGUAUCACAGAGUUUCAGGAUCAGAAAAAGUAACCCCACGAUGGGAGCAGGACUACCAUCUGCAGCCUAUGGGCAAACUGGGACUAUUUUAUGAAUACCUCGAAAUGAUUAUUCAGUUUGGGUUCGUCACCUUAUUUGUGGCCUCUUUCCCACUGGCCCCUCUGUUGGCUCUGGUGAACAAUAUAUUGGAAAUAAGAGUGGACGCGUGGAAACUGACUACCCAGUUUAGACGCCUGGUGCCCGAGAAAGCCCAAGACAUUGGAGCCUGGCAGCCCAUCAUGCAAGGGAUAGCAAUUCUGGCUGUGGUGACCAAUGCCAUGAUCAUUGCUUUCACAUCAGACAUGAUCCCCCGCCUGGUGUAUUACUGGUCCUUCUCUGUGCCGCCCUAUGGGGACCAUGCAGACUACACCAUGCAGGGGUAUAUCAACAACACUCUGUCCAUCUUCAACAUCGCAGACUUCAAAAACAAAAGCAAAGGAAACCCGUACUCUGGGCUUGGCAACCAUACUACGUGCAGGUAUCGUGAUUUCCGCUACCCACCUGGACACCCGCAGGAGUAUAAACACAACAUCUACUACUGGCACGUGAUUGCAGCCAAGCUGGCUUUUAUCAUCGUCAUGGAGCAUGUCAUCUACUCUGUGAAGUUUAUCAUUUCCUAUGCCAUUCCAGACGUAUCAAAACUCACAAAGAGCAAGAUCAAGAGAGAGAAAUACCUAACCCAGAAGCUUCUGCACGAGAGUCACCUCAAAGAUAUUACAAAAAACAUGGGAGUGAUCGCUGAGAGGAUGAUAGAAGCGGUAGAUAACAAUUUACGGCCAAAAUUAGAGUAAGAGCUUUAUGUUCUGAGAAGCACUUUAAGGAAUUUAGCUCUGUCAAAAUAUAUUAUGAAUCACUAAUGAGAAUGUUUAAGUUAAAUCAUUUCAGCAAAUGUGGGUCUUAACUAUUGCCAUUUCCAUGCAGAUAAUUUUUCAGUUUCAGCCAACGAUGCAGGAACUGGGAAGAUGUAAAACUUAGAUCAAGAAGGGCAUAAAACUAAUUGCCCGGAAAUCCUAAAAUGUUACCUUUUUUUUUUUUGAGAAAUUGGAAUUUUAGGAACACAGAAAAAGCCUCUUCGUGUGCUCAAAAACCACGUCUUCUACAGCAGAAUGGAUUCUUUGAUAUUUUUCUCCUGUUUGAUUACUUUCACUUCUUUCUGUUGUCAGGCACGUGACCUUUAUUUGUAGGCAGUGUUCCCAUUUCUUCAGUUUGCCAGGUCUGUUUCCGAGUUAUUUAUUCCUUACACUACCAUCUCUGAAGACGAGACAAAGUCCCACACUAACAGCUUUCACGUGAUUGAAAAUCGCGAACUUGGAAUUCAGUUUGUGUGCUGCCGCUGCGGGACAGAUAGACUCAAGAAUUCACAAUAUUUAGGUGUAUUAUCGUAUCCCCCCCAAAGGGAACCUCAUUUCCUCAGACAGAAAGAUUUCAGUCUUCUUUUGGGCCUGUCUUUCCAUCUCAAAGAAAUACUCUUAGUGGAUUAGAAUGAAGCCAGCAAGGUCUUGAAGCAUAUUUGUCCUAAUCGACAGUGACACCUUUUAUCUUCCAGGAGCACUCCUAGAACACUCUGUGCCUAAUCAGUGUUGACUGCUUUGCAGAUCUCAAGGGAAUAAGAUGACAAGAGUAGGGAAGGUUACAGAUUCAAAUAGAACUGUAACUCACGUUGAUCUGGAUAAUUAACUUAUCUCUUCUAAAGACAUGUCAUUUCUUGGGGGGAAUAUAAUAUCCCAUGGUUUAAAUACACUUCUUAUCAACAUAAUAGUCUGGAAAAGAUAAGUCUAAUUCCCCACCAGAUGACUCUGAUUCAUUAGAGACAGGAGGUACAUUAUUACACAUCACCAAGCGCCUUCGUGAACAGCUCACUACAUAGCCAUGGUGGCCUGACGAUACCGUCCACGGUCAGGAACAGCACGUGCCCUGACUAGGAGCCACGCUAAUCCUGGUCCUGGUGUGGGGAGUGCCUUUCAUCAGGGAGUCCCCAGGACUGGGCUUAUUUUUAUACACCCCAGUGGUCAACAUACCAAAGCUGCUGCCAUAGUGAAUGUGGCUUCCCAGCACCCUCCACCCUCUUAUUGUAGGCCCAGUGACUCAUCUGUAACUGUAGGAGAUUACACAAGAGAUAGGAGUAGAUCCAGACAAUUUCUAAUCAAGAAAAGAGACUCUGCAUUUGACUUGAGCAUCCAGCCUCUUUAAGGCCAAGCAGGCAGUUGUGGGUAAUAAAGGGAAAUGGUUUGGCCACAAAGUGUGCCAGUCUCUGGAGACUACUUCCUGCUGAACUCCCACCCCAUCACACAGACCCAGCCCCCUGAGUUUUCUCAGCCGGGCCGUCUACUCUGCUUGACUACCCCUAACCGUCAGGCCCUCAGAGAGCUCUGGAGAAGACACGGAGCCAGCACUUCUCCCGUGACUGGUGACAGUUGGUGCUGGGUGCAGGAUGAGGAACAGGAGGUGACUGGUGUCCCGUUCAUGGUGGACGGGCCUCCUCCUGCUGGGAUGCCUCCACUGCUCAGGUGCCAGAGGAGCCUACCUGGCAGCAUCCCGGCAGCUGAGGAAAGAGAAACACACUUCAGUGAUAGAUUUUAGAGGCUCGUUCAAGUAGCUUAACUCUAGACCACGGUUUUAAAUGCCUGCCAUGAAUGUCUUAAAAAAACAACCCAAUAUUUAUAUAGGAUUCAUCAAAGCAGUAUUUCUGGGUUUUUGAAUUGUCCCAGUGGACGAGGGACAACAUUUUGCUAUCUUUCUUAAUCAUGUUGACAAUGCAGCCCGAGAGUGUUCAAGGCAGGCCACAUAAGGUCUGCCUGCUCUAGGAUGGAGAGUGGACUUCUUCCCACUGGAGGAAGCUGGUUUUCGUUCAGCUCAGCCGGGCAGGAGUGCCACCAUUCCUCUCCUCACUCCCCUGUGAUACUGCCCCUGGAAGGGGGGUCCUUCCUCUCUGUUACCUCUUUUCUCUAAAGUAUGUGACUAUCUCCUAGUGUUUGAAUUUGGCGAUUAAUCACUGUUGAUGUCAGCAUGGGAAAGGAAACAUUUUUACCUUAUUUCUUUGUGUACACGACAGAACUGCAAAACAAACGUGCAUUUUAUGUUUUCAUGGCCCCAGUGGAGAGAAUCCUCUUCUAGUUUAAAAUGUACUGCUCUGGACAGGAGAGAAAACAACUCUACAUUUUUAAGGGCAGCAAAUGUGAUGUCUGACAAUGCUAAGAUAUCCACAAGAGGAAAGUCGUCGGGGAGCCCCAGGGUCACUCAUAGUGUGAGUCUGUUAGUGGGAACAGGCAGCACCCUGGGAAAUCUAUGGGCGUGGCAGUGGACCCACGAAGGGAGACUCUGACCCUCAACCUGUCCAGUGUUAACCACUAAAGAAAUUUUAGCUUUAUAUCCUUUUGUAAUGCCUGUGAAUUUCAACGAAUUGAAACAUCAGACCAAAUACUCAGGGGAUUUUUCUUUAAACGUCCCUCAGAUAUUUCACUUCUGUCAUUAGAAAGGGAAAGCGAUCAUUUGGGGUUUAAAACUAAACAAGGCCAUCUUGUAUACAGUCACCAAAGCCUUCCCUUUUUAAUGCAUGUGUGUCUUGAAUUUCAUAAAACAUUAAUUCACAAUAGGGGUCGGUCAGAAUGUGCUCUUUCGUUGAAACACUUCUUGUGCCAUUUUCUUAUGUUCAUCUUAUAAGAUGUGUGAGAAGUUAAAAUGUAUGAGCAGCUCCAGAAAAGUAGAACUGAAAUAUUCAUGAUGCUUUUCAUACAUUGUAGCAUAAGAUGUAAAGUUUGUAAUUAGUGUCUGUUAAUUUCUGUGCAUUUUAAUAUUCUUUUAUAAUUAUGAGCAUUUUAAUAAAUUCAUUUUUACAAACAA
Molecule: messenger RNA, 6083 nt
Organism: Otolemur garnettii (small-eared galago)
Lineage: Eukaryota; Metazoa; Chordata; Mammalia; Primates; Galagidae
Gene: ANO6
Product: anoctamin 6
Exons: 21
Coding region: 239-3034 (931 amino acids)
Biological process (GO): chloride transmembrane transport; calcium activated phosphatidylcholine scrambling; calcium activated phosphatidylserine scrambling
Cellular component (GO): plasma membrane
Molecular function (GO): protein dimerization activity; chloride channel activity
Source: RefSeq, a predicted model, not a curated record